Messenger RNA from Pyrus x bretschneideri (Chinese white pear), 1938 nucleotides. Its product is annotated as putative receptor-like protein kinase At3g47110. Bases 1 to 1938 code for a protein of 645 amino acids. The transcript has a single exon. Gene Ontology annotation, molecular function: protein binding. NCBI's taxonomy places the organism in Eukaryota, Viridiplantae, Streptophyta, Magnoliopsida, Rosales, Rosaceae. The record is from RefSeq and is a predicted model, not a curated record.
AUGAAGUUCUCAAGUAUUCAUAUUAGCAUUUGGUUUAUUUUCAUCCAACCACUCUUUCUUCUCUUUCUUUUUAGCUCUGCCUCCUCCUCGCGUUUAGCGGGAAAUGAGGUGGAUAGGCUUUCCUUGCUUGCCUUCAAAGCUGAAAUCGUGACCGAUACCCUGGGCAUCCUUAGCUCUUGGAAUGAGUCUCUCCACUUUUGUCAUUGGCCAGGCAUCACUUGUGGCCGGAGACACCAAAGGGUUACGGUGCUCGACCUCCCUACAAGCGGGCUGGUAGGCCACCUAUCCCCCCACAUUGGAAACUUGAGCUUUCUGCGGAUUUUAAGCCUCCCAAACAAUAGCUUCAGCCACACCAUCCCUCCAGAAAUUGGUCGUUUGUUCCGCUUGGAAGCACUAGUCCUUAAUAACAACUCCUUCAGUGGUCAUAUCCCAUUCAACAUAUCACGUUGCUCUAACCUCCAGUCCCUUGGCUUAUUUGGCAACACUCUUAGUGGCGAACUUCCAACUGAAAUUGCCUUAUUGUCCAAGCUUCAAGUACUUGAUUUUGGCGUGAACAACUUUCAUGGGAAAAUCCCAACUUCUUUUGGGAAUCUUUCUUCUCUUCAGAAGCUAGCUGCAUCUGGAAAUAGUCUGCAUGGAGGUAUUCCAAAUAGCCUUGGCCGGUUGAAAAGCUUAGUGUUUUUCUCAUUGGCUGGCAAUUAUUUGAAUGGUACCAUCCCUCCCUCCAUAUACAACCUCUCGUCAAUUAAAGUCAUUGCAGUGUUUCAAAACAACCUUCAUGGAACUCUUCCUUCUGGCUUGGCCCACACCAUAUUUCCAAACCUCGAAACCUUUGUUUUCCAUACCAACCAAUUCACUGGACCAAUACCAGCUUCAAUCUCCAAUUCCUCAAACCUUUCACUAUUUUCUAUCUCAUCCAAUAAGUUUACUGGGAAAGUGCCUACUCUGGCACGCCUGUCAAAUUUGUAUUGGUUCUCACUUCAGCAAAACAAUCUUGGAAAUAAUGAGGAAGGUGACUUGGAUUUCGUAUCAUCUCUAGUUAAUUGCACCAAAUUAGAAGUUUUAUUUAUCAGCCUCAAUAAUUUUAAAGGAGUGAUACCUGAAUCUAUCGGCAAUCUCUCAACAAAGCUCAGGCAAAUAUAUCUUGGUGGUAAUCAGAUACACGGAAACAUUCCCAUCGGGCUUGGAAAUCUUAUCAACUUGGAGAUAGUAAGCUUUGUUCCAAAUUUGUUGAAAGGCACCAUACCGAGUUCAAUAGGUAAACUGAAUAAGCUUUAUGGCCUAUUUCUAGGUUCGAAUGAAUUGUCAGGUAAUCUUCCAUCAUCUCUAGGAAAUCUAACUUUAUUGAGCAGAUUGAGUCUCAGCUCAAACAAGUUAAAUGGAAGCAUACCACAAAGUCUCGGAGGGUGCAGGUUUAUGUUAUAUUUGGAUCUUUCCCACAACAAUCUUAGCGGUCCAAUUCCAAAACAACUCAGCAAUUUACUUGUUGAGUUGGAUCUAUCUGGAAACCAACUUAUUGAAUCCAUUCCCAUGGAAGUAGGCAACUUACAGCAUCUUGUUUUCAUGAAUGUUUCUGAAAACAAGCUAUCUGGUGAGAUUCCACAAAGCUUAGAGAGUUGCACAAGUUUGACGACUCUGUCUCUGAGAGAAAAUUUAUUGCAGGGGACAAUUCCUAAAUCCUUGAGCUCUUUGAAAGGAAUUGAAUAUUUUGACCUCUCUCGCAACAACUUGUCUGGCAUAAUUCCCAACUACUUGGGGAGUUUCCCCUUCUUGCAGAAUUUGAACCUUUCAUUUAACAAUUUUGAAGGUGCAGUACCAAUCCAAGGAGUUUUUAAGAAUGCAAGUGCGGUAUCUGUUGUGGGAAACACACGGCUUUGUGGAGGUAUACCUCACUUAAGAUUGCCUAAAUGCAUCUCCAAGCAAUCUAAGCGCGGGUGA